This is a messenger RNA of Cetraspora pellucida, 411 nucleotides long. The record is from the annotation of a GenBank genome assembly. NCBI's taxonomy places the organism in Eukaryota, Fungi, Glomeromycota, Glomeromycetes, Diversisporales, Gigasporaceae.
AUGAAGGGGUUUACCAUAUUCAAAGAAGCAACAAAGACAGAACAUCGACCACAAAAUUCUAGCGAUAUAAAAGAACCAGAGACAAAAUCCACCAGUAAAGUUCAACGGCAAAAGUUUACCAGUGAAAGUCCUCCGGAGAAGCUACCAAUGAAAUUUCACCAGAAACAGUCUACCAAUGAAAAUUUACCAGUAAAAGUUCACAAACGUAAGUCCACAAAUGAAAGUUCACUAAGGGAAGUGCAACAAGGAAAAUUCAACGAUAAGACUCCAGCGAAGGGAAAAUUCAACUGCGAAAGUUCGCAACGUUCAUCAGCGAAAGUCCAUCAGAGAAAGCCCAACAAAGAAAAUCCACAAACAAAAGUCCGACAACGAAAGUUCAACAAUGAAAUUCAACCGGCGAAAGUUAAAUGA